AUGUCAGGAAAAAAUAUACUAGAAAUAAUUCAAGAAAAAUGCAGUGAAGGAUUAUCUGAAUGUAAAAUCAGUUUAUUUAGCGCAUUGAAUAACGCGUUAAAUGCAGAGCCAGACUGUGAUUAUGGUUGUACUAUAAAUGGUAUUGAGAUACCUUCUGAUGAUGAUCUUAAAAAAAUUUAUUUAUUCUUGCAUAACAAGUCAGAGUAUUUAUAUGAAUAUAAUGAAAUACAAUGUACUUAUUUGAAUGAAUGCAUAAAUGAAAAAGGAUAUGAAUACAUAAUUGAUGAUGAAAGAAGGGAUUACAUGAGAAGUUGGAAUAAUGAUAUUAAAACUAUAUUCGAUAAUUUAAUUAAUGAAGAUGAAUGUAUUCAUAAAUGUUGUCAAUUCAAAUCCACUAUAGCUAUACCUACUUAUUUAAGUAUUCCAAGACCUCUGGAGAAUACUGGAAAAAGCAUCUCUGGACCAAAUCCGUUAGUAGAAUAUGAUACUCAAAUUACAAAUCCACCUGAAUCUCAUGCAUAUACUUCUGUUUUACUACCAAUAACAAAGGUUACACCUAUUGCAUUUUUAACCCUAAUAACAGUUGUAUUUAUUAUUUUCUUUUCAUCUAAGUAUUCCAGAGUAAAUACAUUUUUAUGUAAUAAAUAUAAUUGGAUGAGUAUAAUAAGGAAAUACACAACAAAUAGAAAUCCGAUUGCAUGUAAUGAAGAUUUUUUAUUAAAUUCAACAAACUAUUAUAUUAAUAUAUGUUAUCUAUCAUAA
Plasmodium gonderi is the source of this 762-nucleotide messenger RNA. Its product is annotated as variable surface protein. Lineage: Eukaryota; Apicomplexa; Aconoidasida; Haemosporida; Plasmodiidae. The transcript is spliced from 3 exons. The coding region runs from base 1 to 762 and encodes 253 amino acids. The record is from RefSeq and is a predicted model, not a curated record.